UAGACAUACUGACCUGAUAUACAAAUAUAAUUAGGAGUGAGACUUAUUUUUAGCUAGGCAAACAUAACCAAAGUGUUACAAAUUUAUUUAUUUUAAAUUUCACACCGGCACAUACGCAGACACUUCAGUCCAGUUUGCCGAGAGUAUCAUGGCGGCGCAGAUGGCGGUAAAUUCGGGAGCCAGUCUGUGGGGGCCACUGAAAGAGCUAUGGGAGACGGUGGAUGGAGCUGUGUUGAGGAGACAGACGGAAAGUGUCCACCUCCUGGACCUGCAACUGAAGAAACACAAACCGCACUUUCUGUCGCUCUUUAGGAACCCGCCAAAGAGUGCAGAGCAGAGAGAAAAAGUACGUAAAGCCAGCACAGAAGGUAUUGCCAUCCAGGGUCAGCAAGGGUCGCGACUUCUUCCAGAGCAGCUUCUCACGGAGGCCUUCAUCCUCAGUGACCUGUUUGAUAUUGGAGAGUUGGCGGCCUUGGAGCUUCUUUUGGCAGGUGAGCAGCAGCAGCCCCAUUUUCCAGGUCUGACGCGAGGUCUAGUGGCUGUCUUACUCUACUGGGAUGGAAAACUUUGCAUGGCCAAUUCUCUGCGCACACUCAUCCAGUCACGACAUGGCAAGACCUUCACGCUGGAUUUAAGUGGAGAGCUUGUGGCUUUGACAACACGUUUUACAGAUGAGCUAAUGAGCCAGGGUUUGACCAGACGCAUCCUAACCUUGGUGUCAGAGAUAAGUGUGACGCGGGAGUUUGAACGGCUACAGAAGGAGCGUGGCCUUGGCAAUGAAAAGCACAGGAAGGAAGUUUCUGACCUCAUCAAAGAAUGUCGACAGGCACUGGCAGACAGUCUGUUUUUGUGGACCUGCCAAUCACCCCUGACUAAAGAUGACACUCUGGCUCUUAUUGGCCAUCUAGAGACAGUCACAGCUCAAGCUGAUGGCUCACUGGACAGUGUAAACAUGGCUCUGGUUAUGGCACUGCUCUACUGCUUGGAUGUCAGCUUCAUAGAGCAGGGAACUGAAGACAGAGAAGAUCUCCUCCAGGCGCUGCCUUUGCUUACGGAGAGGCAGUAUGUUUCUGCAGUGCACACUCGUCUGAUGGAUGGUCAAUCAUGGAAGCUUCCAGGGCUGCAGGCUGUGUGUCGACUGGCCUGGGCCCUUUCUCUGAGAGUACUUUCCCAGCUACCACAGGGCUCCGCGUUGGUUGAGUUCACAGAGGCAGAUGAAGCUUUGGCUGACCAGGCUCUGCUGGGAGACGUCUUCUUGUUUAUGAAGGAGGGCAUGCUGGGAUGCGAGAGUUUUUCCCAGGAGGAAUUUUAUAUCCGUCGUGUCCAUUCGCUCAUCACAGACUUUCUGGCACUCAUGCCAAUGAAGGUGAAACAGCUUCGUAACCGUGCUGAUGAGGAUGCCCGUCUGGUGCACAUGUCCCUACAGAUGGACAGCGAGCUUCCAUCAUCGUUGCGCAAAGACUUGGAUCAUCUCAUGAUCCUGAUAGGAGAGUUUUACAGUAAGGAUCCUUUUGGGUUAGAACUGGGUCUGGAGUUCUGGUGUCCCACCGAGUCUCUCCAACACACCACACUACAGGGAUCCUACCUGGGAAUGGCUCUGCAAAGGCCUCCACACAAACAAGUGGUUCUGUCCAAGUUUGUGCGUCAGAUGGGAGACCUUCUGCCCUCUAACCUUUACAUCUCCUAUCUACGUAUGCUGAAAGGCCUCGCCAACGGCCCUCAGUGUGCUCACUACUGCUUCAGUCUGCUUAAAACCAAUGGAGCUACACACAGUGACAACAUCCAGGGAGUGUCAGGCAGCCCGGUGUCCUGGGAACAUUUUUUUCACUCUCUUAUGCUCUACCAUGAGAAUCUGCGACGAGACCUUCCAAAUCCAGACGCAGCACAAUACCGCCACCCGCCACUCAGGGGCAUCACCCAAAGAGAGCUGGACGGACUAACCUCCUUUUUGCAGCUGCUCACCACCAUCAUUACUUGGAGUGAGAAUGCUCGUCUGGCGUUGUGUGAGCAUCCGCAGUGGACCCCUGUUAUAGUCAUGCUGGGGUUGCUGCAGUGCAGCGUCCCUCCCGUCCUGAAGGCCGAGCUCCUGCGCUGCCUGGCAGCGUUUGGGAAGUCACCAGAGGUCGCGGCGUCACUCUGGCAGUCACUGGAGUAUACACAGAUCCUCCAGACUGUUAGGGCCCCUGGACAGAGGCAAGCAGCUGGAAUUGAGGUCGAGCUGAAUGAAAUUGAGUCGAGCUGUGAGGAGUACCCACUGACGCGAGCCUUCUGUCACCUGAUCAGCACGUUGGUCGAGAGCAGCCUCCCUGUUAAUUUGGGGGCAGGACUACGUGUGCCAGGCUUUCAGCCCUACCUUAACUUCCUGCGUGACUCUGUAUUCCUACCCUUCCCCACCAGAGCAUAUCGUCAUCCAGCUGAGAAGUGGGAGGUAGCCGACUCUGUCCUGGAGGUGUUCCACAAGCUGCUGCGGGACUACGAGCCCCAGCCAUCAGACUUUGUCCAGGAGAUGGUGGAGCUGCAGGGUGAGCAGGUCCCUGCCCACAAGCCUCCCGGCCACAGCGUCAUGUUCCACAUGCUCAAUGACUCGCCCAUGUUGGCCCUGUGCCUUAGCCUGCUGGAGGAGGGCGUGCGCCAACUGGACACCUAUGCACCCUUCCCCGGUAAGAAGCACUUGGAGGCGGCCGUGUUGCACUGCCUGUGCCUACUGGACUUGGCUCUGCAGAAGGAAGUGGUGUUCAUGGACCUCCUAAGAGAGAGCCAGUCAUCCCUGCUGGUUUCUCCCCUGGAGCAGCUCCUGCAGGGGGUCAGUCCUCAAACCAGAAGGGCGGAUCACAUUGUGAAUAUCGCCAGGUAUCUGUACCACGGCAGCUCAAACCCAGACGCUGCAUUCCAGAGUGCCAAGAUUCUGCGUCGCAUUGCCAACUACCCCAACAUCCAGAUUAGACUGGUGGGAGAUUUCACACACAGCCAGGCUGUGAGUGACAAGCUUAUGGCAGGCUUUGUGGAAUGUCUGGACAACGAAGAGGCUGAGGAGGGAACCGAGAAAGGAGACGACUCAGACCCACAAAAGAAGGUGGCAAGAGUCCGACAUGAAACCCAGAUACACAUCCUGAACUUGCUCAUCACUUCUCUGGAACUGAAGACACCCAAUCUGGCCCUUUAUCUUUUGGGUUAUGAAGUCAAGAAACCCGUUUCCUCCACCAAUCUCCAAGACCCAGGUGUUUUGGGAUGCCCACGUAGCUGCCUUCACGCCAUCCUGAGUCUGCUGCAGAGAGGCACUGAGAAGAGAUCUGGCCCUGUACUCACACAGCAGGCACCACAUCUGGCUGAGCUCUGUUAUCAGGUGAUCUACCAGCUGUGUGCCUGCCCAGACACAUCUGGACCCACCAUGCGCUACCUGAGGACCAGCCAGGACUUCCUGUUCUCUCACCUGCAGCACUUGCCUUUCAUCCUGCCAGACAACCAGAUUGCUGCCCUCUCCCAGAUGUCUUGGCUCAUGAAAACGGCUGCAAUCGAGCUGAGGGUCACCUCACUGAACCGCCAGCGUUCACACACACAGCGCCUCGUCAGCCUCCUGCUGGAUGAUCAGCCGCACGCACAGCAUGCAGCUGAUGGGGAAUCAGGGAUGGAAGAAGAGACCAGAUCAGUCAGCGGUUUCCUGCAUUUUGACACAGUUUCUAAAGUGCGCAGGAAGCUGCUGAGUGUGCUCGACGCUAUCGAUUUCAGUCAGGAUAUGCCUGAGCUGCUGCAGUUGGAUUUCUUCGAGCGCACCCAGAUAGAGCAGGUGAUCUCCAACUGCGAACACGUCAACGAGCAAGGACACACCGUGUGCAACGUUAAACUGCUGCAUAGAGUGCUGGUUGCAGAGGUGAACGCUCUGCAGGGAAUGGCAGCGAUUGGACAGAGGCCCCUCUUAAUGGAUGAGGUGAACUCCAUCCUGCAACAAGUGGUGGAACGCAACCGCGUCCGUCGGAGUCUGAGUGCGAAGCGACACGCCCUGCAGUCCUGGAGGAGCCUGGUGGAGACUCUGCUGACCGCCUGCCCUGCUGACCUCAUACCUGCUGACGACAGGCAGCUCAUCAUCAGAGACUUACUGUUGGACCUGCACGAUAAGGUAUUAAAUGAGGAUGCAGCAGGAGAAUUGAUGCCCAUUGUCGCUGGGGCCGUCUUCACUUUGACAGCCCAGCUCAGCCAAUCAGUGCUCUCUGAGCAGCAGCAAGGGGUGGGAUUAGAAGCGUCCUCUGGCUUUGCCUCCAUCGCCAACUCUGCCCUGCAUCUGAUCCUCCGCAAGCUGCUGGACUUCAUCCUUUGCACCGGAGGUGGAUACCAGCGUCUGCGUGCUCACCUGUACGGCUCUCUGUUGUACUACCUGCAAAUCGCCCAGAAACCUGAAGAACCAGACACUCUGCAGACAGCAGGGAAAGCUAUGUGGGAGCGUCUCACAGCCCCUGAAGAUGGUUUCUCCAAACUGCAGAGAGAGAACCUCGCUAUCAUCGAAAGCUACGGUAGCUCCCUCAUGGAGGUUGUGUGCAGGGAUGCUUGUGAUGGCCACGAAAUUAGCAGGAUGCUCGCUCUGGCAGUGCUGGACCGUAUCCUGUCAAUAGAUCGUCAGAAUCAGUGGCUGCAGUACUUAUGUAACAGUGGCUACUUGCGUUCAUUAGUGGAGAGCCUGAGACAGGAUGACGCCGCCCUGCAGACCCUGCUUACGCCUCAGCCUCCGCUCCUCAAACCGCUCUACAUCUAUGAGAGCAAGAUGGCUCUGCUGACUCGUGUGGCUAAGACAGGCCAGGGAGCAGUGGAGCUGCUGCGCUGUGGGCUGGUGGCGCAGCUGAUCGAGUGUCAGGUGUUUGACAUGGUGCCUGACAGUGAUGCACACAGGGUGAUGAGGGACCCGUCGGGCUUCAUCCCCAGCCCCAUAGACCGCUACAGGCAGAUUCUUUUACCAACCCUGAGGCUCUUCCAGGUGAUCCUGACGUCCACCUCCGUAAACCACCAGCAGGGGGCAGCACAGGUUCUACAGUGGCUGAUCGUCCAUGCAGACACCAUUCAGGCCUUGCUGCGCAGCCAGGAGCUCAGUAUGGGAGCUUUACAGGAACUAUCUUUACUUACUGGAAUCAUCAGUAAAACAGCUCUGCCAGGUGUCCUUGAGAUGGGUGGAGAGAUUAACAGUGCCGCUGUAAUGGAGUUCCAGGGUCACAUUAACAGAUUCCAGCGCCUGUGUUUGUCUCUGCUGGGCCGUCUGGCCGGAAGUGAGCGGGAGCGGUUGUUAAAGCAGGUGGAGAUUUCUACACCUGGAGAAUCGGCAGAACAACGAGAGGAGAUGGAGGUGGCCAUGCAACAGGUGUGCGCUAACAUCAUGGAGUACUGCCAGACCCUCCUGCUGCAGAGCUCUGCCCAGGCACAGUUCAGCAUCUGCCUCUUCAGCCCGUCAGGCAGCGAGCCAGCUGGCAGGGACGGAGGACGCUCCGAUCUUUCAUCCACUGUUCCAUCAAUGGCUUACUCCCGGGUCCCCAGCCUGGGUCUAGUCCUGUAUCUGCUGAAGAACAGCACUGCAGAUUUCUUCAGGUUCCAACAAAGUCACAGGCAGAGCCUGGACAAGCUGCAGAGUCUGGAUCAGCUGCCUCCCGAGGAGCUCAAGGAGUUGUGCCAAGGCCUGGUGUCGGGCCCAGGAGGGGUGGAGAAAAUCUCAUCAGUCCAGAGAAGCUUGCUGGCCAAGAGACGACUGGUCCAGCUUAUCAACAACAGAGCCAAGCUGCUGGCCCUGUGCUCCUAUGUUAUUGAGACCUGCUUAUUUGUGUUGUGGCGUCACCUGGAGUACUACCUGCUGCACUGUACCCCCACUGACCCCAAGGACUCCCUGCUGCCAGGAGGCAGUUUAUACAGAUCACGCCUCAUAGAUGACUCGUUUGGCGGGCUGCAGGCCAGCGGAGGACGUGGACUCGGGCUGUCCAGAGUCAGCCAGCAGGACAUAGACCUGUUGAAAAGCGACAUGGCCGCAGGAUUCGGCGAGGCCCUGCAGAGGAAGCUCCUCGAGGUGGAGAGCUUAUACAGCCAGGUCCGCUCCCGCUACACCUUCAUCCAGGCUCUCGUCCGCAGGAUCCGCGGCCUGCUCCGGCAGCCCAAGAGCUGAGACACACAGAGACUUUUACAAGACCUAAAUUCCCCCCUUUCUACCGAUGCAUAAAGAUGAGCAACACCCGUAAACUGCUAAGGACUCCGAAUGUUGGUUAGUUCACUUGUUCUGGCGACACAACCCCUUUUUUUACUCCUCCUGGUGCACCUCUGCUUUGAUGCACUUUUUGUGUGACCAAUACUGAUUAUGUUACUAAUGUUACUAAUGCUGUGUAAGAAGUGUUUUUUUGAGGAAGUGAUAAAAUGCAGACUUGCAAAACAAACUUAAUUAAAUUUUUACUUGUUUUUUUUGGUUAGGUCUGAUGUAUCUUUGCCAUUUGUGAAAAUAAACGUUUUCUAAAUCUGUUA
Molecule: messenger RNA, 6480 nt
Organism: Mugil cephalus (flathead mullet)
Lineage: Eukaryota; Metazoa; Chordata; Actinopteri; Mugiliformes; Mugilidae
Gene: nup205
Product: nucleoporin 205
Exons: 42
Coding region: 149-6130 (1993 amino acids)
Biological process (GO): nuclear pore organization
Cellular component (GO): nuclear pore; nuclear pore inner ring
Molecular function (GO): structural constituent of nuclear pore
Source: RefSeq, a predicted model, not a curated record